Molecule: messenger RNA, 4205 nt
Organism: Mobula hypostoma (lesser devil ray)
Lineage: Eukaryota; Metazoa; Chordata; Chondrichthyes; Myliobatiformes; Myliobatidae
Product: cytochrome b5
Exons: 5
Coding region: 75-500 (141 amino acids)
Cellular component (GO): membrane; intracellular membrane-bounded organelle
Molecular function (GO): heme binding
Source: RefSeq, a predicted model, not a curated record
UGAGGGGUGACGCAGCGCCUGUAGUCGAACCCGGUCGGUUGGGGAAGUGUAGCCAGAGCUGGGUGAGCUGCAAAAUGGGGGAACAAGAUAAUAAUGUUGAUGCUGAAACAGAGGUGAAGUAUUAUUCUAUGGAAGAAGUGAAAACUCAUAACAAAAGCAAAUCUACGUGGUUGGUGAUACACGACAAAGUGUACGAUGUCUCAAAAUUUCUAGAGGAGCAUCCUGGUGGAGAGGAGGUGCUGUUUGAACAAGCUGGAGGGGAUGCCACAGAAAGUUUUGAAGAUGUGGGACAUUCGUCUGAUGCCAGAGAGAUGCUGAAACAGUAUUUCAUUGGAGAACUUGAUUUGGCUGAUCGAAAAGACGAUUCUAAGGAUGUGUUAAUUACAACAUCUACAAGCCAAUCUAGUUGGUGGACAAAUUGGCUUAUUCCUGCAUUUGCAGCUGCUAUUGUAGGACUCAUGUAUCGUUUCUACCUUUCGGAGAACAAAACUUCAUCCUGAAGAUUUCCAUUUUAAAUUAACUACCUGGGUGUAAUGAAGUGGUGGUGGACCAGAAACUAACUGACUGGUGCUGGUAAUACCAAUGUGCUCAAGAUUUUACCAGUAAUUGGGUGUUAUUUAAUUUCUGUCGAAACUUGUAUGAAUUUUUUUUUCCUAUUCUAUGCACCAGUUAGUGAAGUAAAUGCAGUAUGCAAUACCAGAGUUUUAUACAGAACAUACAAUAUUAAGCAUAAUUCAAUUUUAAGCAUUGUUUGAGCCCUGUUUCAGACUUUUCAGGAAAAUUGAUCAAUUUUAUCAAGAAAAUCAUUGAAGAAUUCAUUUAUACUGAUGUUGCAAAUAUCUGCCCAUGUUGAACUCCUGAUAAAUGUUACCAUCAUGCACAUAAAUAAAUAAUUAUUGUAGUCUUUGCACGAAUUAGUUUCAUCUUCCCUUGACAAAAAUCAUUUUCCUUGAACUGUCUAUCACUUUUCUAUGUAAAAGAUACAUAUGCUUGAGGCAUAUUAAUAAUUUUCUCAGUUUAGUAAUGAUUUCACAAAACACUAAUUUUAUGGAGCUGGUAAUGUUACAUGAAAUGCAGCUGAAAAUCUUACAGCCUAUAUUUUCCUUGUUCUCUUCACCUUGAGGGUGACAAAUUCAACGCAAGUACAAUAUAAUGGAUAAAACUCAAACGUGGGCAGGAUUUGGUUCAAGCAGACAAAGGAGAUAUUAUUAAAAGAUAGCUGAUCUAUUUACUCAUUGACCUGCAAGGAUAAAGUAACUGUUAUGAUUUACUUUGAUUUUUUUUUUGGAGGUACACUGUUCCACAAAAUGGAAACAAUUUUACCUACUAUUUCUGAUUGGUUCUUAUUCCUUAAGGUGAAUUUGAGUUGAGGGCAAGUGCAAGAAAUCCUGAAUUGCGCUUUGUAAUAUUUAAUUUCGUCUCUGUUCUUUUGAUCUUCUGUUCAUUGGAACUAAAUUGGUUCCCUAUGACCAGUCUUGUACCUAAAUUCUGUAAUUACUGAUGUGAAUCAAUGUUGGUGAUUAUUUUUGCAUGUUGUAUUUCAGAUUUUGUUAACCUUAAAUGUGAUAACAAAUUUGUUCUCAUUAUGUGAAUCUUAUUAGUGUGCAUGCAAUUUGUAUGUCUGUGGUAUUACAGGGGUUUGAUUUGUAUAUUCAGACUAUAUUUCUAACUGACUAUCCUUGCAUCAAUUUUCAAUGAUGUCUCAGAAACUGACAUUUCACAAAAAACUGCUAGCUGACUCUUGCAUUACUAGUGCACACGUUUUUAAAAUUAUCACCAUACCGCAGUGUACGCAGUAGUAAUUUAGCCUAUUUUAUCUAAAUUCUUCACAACAUGAGCUAAUGAAUAUGAUGUCUUCUACAAUUAUCCUGAAAGGCAUUUUCACUUAUUCUUUAACUUACUGUAAUAGCUUCUGUAAUGUAAUCUUGAAAUUCUGGAUUUUACUUAAUGUCAAAAUAUCCAGAUAUAAUGUAUUCUGUUGCUACCAUCUCUACUUAUGCAACAUAAUCUAUGCCUACUAUACAUCGAUGAAUGUUGAGUGAGUGCAUAUAACGUUUGCUAACCACGAAAUCUUUAUUGCGUUCAUUCCUUAGAACCAAACACAGAAUUUAUUCUCAUAUGGCCACUAUGUUGAGUAAUAUAUGUAUCAAUGAAGAAGUACUCAUCUAUCAAAAUAAACUUCCUUUAAUGUAAAAUGAUUGGUAAUAAUCAAGUUACUAAGAUUAAAUAUGAUUUAUGUUAUAUGCUUUCUUGCAUUGAGCACGGUCGAUCCAUUCCUGCACUUUUGUGCUCACUCCCCCAUAAUGCUAGACUCCCCUGUAGUUAAAAUGUCUGCAAAUGCAUUCAAUUAUCACUUUCAGGUUCCUUCAGUGCAGAGGUUUUAAAAUAAUCACAGCUCUCUGAAGACAUUUCUCUAAGUCUUAAUAUACUGCUGAGUUCUAUGCACCAUUCAAAAGUAGAAAUAUCUUGGCAUCCUCCCUGUUAAUUCUCAUGAGAAUAUUUUCUUUCAAUAGAUUAUCUUUUGUUCACUUAAACUAUAAAAAUAUUGUCAUUCUACUGCUAUUUUAUUUUUUAAUCAGUCACUGUACAUCUAAGUGAAAUUUUAACAUGUUAGUUUUUUAUGGUUUUGAAGAUCAAGUCAAAAAUUUUAAGACAUUUACAAAAAAAAUUACAUCAGAUUUGGAAGAGCACUGCCAUUUGCUUUUAAACUCUACACUAAACUAAUAUGCAAGGAAUGCCUUAUACUUAUUUUAAAAUCUGGUGCAGAAAAUAAUAUGCACGUGUUCUUUAAAUUUUGUACUUGUAUUUGGAUAUCUCUGAACAUCACUCAGUAGUUAAAUACUUAGCUUUUUUAAAAUAUACAUCUGCUUUGAUCCAGAUUUACACUGACCAAUGGUAUUUGUUUAUUUUAAUGUAAACAUAAUUCCAAACUUCGUGCUAAGCUUCCUUAAUAAACCUACCUUCCCCCCCCCCCCCCCCGCUCCGGAAUCUGUAAAAUCAAUUGUUAGUAGUGUUUCCUACUAAACCACAUGUGAAAUGACCAUGACCCACAAUUUUGUCUUUACACUUGCAUCUUUUCCUAAAUGGUGAAAGCAAAAGAGCCAAUUCUCUCUGUCAAAACAGUGAUCCAUUGAGACCUAUUGUCUGUUCAGUUAUACUGCUAACUUGAUCAGUUAACCUUGCAAUUUAGUAAUUAAAUCUGGAAUACAGAAUUAUUUUGAAUCAACUUCUUGUAGGGUAAACUCAGGCUUUAUUCUUAAUCGUCAAAAUAAAGUUCUCCAGGCAAUAUUUGUGCUAUAUACUAUUAUAAAAAUUGAUUAUAUUGACAAUAGUCCACCUACAAAUUAUUUUGAAAGGUUCUAUGAACUAAUCCCAAAAAUACUGCUAAAAGUAUUUAUUGUGCUCCGACCCCAAUUUGUUACACUGUAAGUGAUGGUCAGUUGAGAAUUGAUGUUUAUGUAAAUUUCAGAACUUUUCAUUUCUUGCAAUUGUAGAAAUUUUCCACAAUUAGGUCAAUUAUUUCACAACUGCUUAUACACAAUGUGCUUUUUGGGAAGAGAACUCAAACAAAUAAAAUGUUUAAAUUUAUUGGUCCAUAUUCACAUUAACUACAAAUUUAUCUAUUGUCAGUUAUUGUGUGAAACCUUUGAAGUACAAAUGUACAAUUUUUAAUGUUAAAAUCAUUUGAGGUCAACAUUGUUUAUCAAAAUAUGAAGAAAUUUAAUGUUUUGUCCUUGUAAUACUUUGAUAUUUCAAAUGAAAAUAAUGAGUCUUUUUCUGUUGUAUUGGAAGAAAUAAUGAAUGCUCUUUAAGUAAAUUCAUACAUUUGUACUGUAUUUUCAGUCUAUAAAAUGUUAUGAAUUAAGCUGAUUUGAACUUAAAUGCAUUGAAUGUACUAUAAAAUUCACAGUGUAUUUACAUAAUUUCCUGCAUAUCUGCCUGUACUGCAGAGGCUUAACAUUUCUCCCUAACUUGUAUUCUACCAGUUAAAGCCAUUGAGUUACAUAAUUGAGAAAUGGGACUUGUAGCCCAAGAGGUCCAUUUCAGAAUUGGAACGAGGUUUAAUAUCACUGACAAAUGUGAAAUUUGUUAACUUAAUGGCAGCAGUACAAUGCAGUACGUGAUAAAUAUGGGGGAAAAUAAUUAUAGUGAGUUAAUAUGUACAAACGUAUAUUAAACAGUGCAAAACAUAAUAAAAAGUGCGG